GACCUGCGGGUGCGGCGCGGCGGGGACGCCGGGGUGCACCUGACGUCUGACCCGGCACCGACACUCGGAGGAGCGGAGGCCAGGCCUGCGAUCUCACGGGGCCCCGCAGCUCCCUGGAGCAGUAGCGCAUUUGCCUGGAAGACAUCGCUUUCCUUGGAGGGCUUGGUCCCCCGACUCCCACCUUCCGCCCUUCUGACCCCCCCCCCCCCGAGGCUUCGCUCACGUUAACGGAGCGCUCGUGGCCUGCUGUGAGCUAACAUCAGGAGAAUUUUCCUGAUCUGUUUUCUAGAGCCUCAGAGCCACCAGGAAGGAGCUCUAGAUAAAACUGUACAGGGAUGACGUUGCGACCGACGACCUGUGAAUUGGCCGAAGGAGCCGUGACUCCUGGAUUUGCGGGUCUGCGGGCAGAGCUGAGAUGGUCGGCCAUCUGACAUUUCUGAGUGGCUUCCCAUUUCUUAAAGUUAAGAUUUAUUUGAGAGAGAGAGAGAAAGAACAAGCAAGUGCAGAGGAAGACAUAAGGAGAGGAGAGAGAAUCCUCAGAUUCUCACUGAGCUUGGAGCCCAACACAGGGCUCGAUCUCAUGACCUCGAGAUCAAGACCUGAGCUGAAAUGAAGAGUCGGCCACUUAAGUAACUGAGCAACCCAGGCACCCCAGUGUUAAUUCUUCUUUAAGGAUGUUGUAGAAUUCACCUGAGAAGCCAUCUUAUCCUGCCUUUGGGGGGAGUUUGAUCACUAAUUCAAUCUUGUUUUUUUUUUUUAUAAGUAUGUUCCAAUAUCCUCUUCCCUCUUGAGUCAGUUUUGAUAAUUUGUGUGUUUCUAGGAGUUUGUCCAUUUCAUCUGUCCAAUUUGUUGGUGUACAAUUGUUCAUAGUAUUCUCUUCUCCCCACUGCAAGCAUUAUAUAGCAAUGUUGUUGGAACUUGCCCAUGCCUUAGACAAGCAACUCCUUUCCUUGGAGAAAAUUCCAGACUCCAAGCCAGAUCUCUCACUCCAGCUAAUUUUCUUUGAUGGGGAAGAGGCUCUUCUUCAUUGGUCUCUUCAUGAUUCUCUGUAUGGAUCUCGGCACUUAGAUCCCAAGAUGGCAUCAACCCCACACCCACCUGGAGCGAAAGAUACCAACCAACUGCACAGCAUGGAUUUAUUGGUCUUGUUGGAUUUAAUUGGAGCACCCAACCCAACAUUUCCCAAUUUUUUUCCAAAAUCUGCCAGAUGGUUUAAUAGACUUGAAGCGAUUGAACAAGAACUCCACAAAUUAGGUUUACUCAAGGAUCACUCUUUGGAGAGGUGCUAUUUCCAGAAUCAUAGUUAUGGAGGGGUGAUUCAGGAUGACCAUAUUCCAUUUUUAAGAAGAGGUGUUCCAGUUUUAUAUCUGAUCCCAUCUCCUUUUCCUGAAGUCUUUCACACCAUGGAUGACAAUGAAGAAAAUUUGGACGAAACAACCAUUGACAAUCUAAACAAAAUCCUACAAGCCUUUAUGUUAGAGUAUCUUCAUUUGUAAUAUUCUGUCUUAGUUUGUGGCAAUUGUAUCUAGUUUCACAUUCAGAAGUCAAGGCACAACUUAAACUCACUCCAGACAAAUGCCAUGUGAAACCUGUAUCUUAUAGAUUCAUUCUGUGUCUUUGAAUAUA
Molecule: messenger RNA, 1626 nt
Organism: Nyctereutes procyonoides (raccoon dog)
Lineage: Eukaryota; Metazoa; Chordata; Mammalia; Carnivora; Canidae
Product: glutaminyl-peptide cyclotransferase-like
Exons: 2
Coding region: 906-1496 (196 amino acids)
Molecular function (GO): zinc ion binding; glutaminyl-peptide cyclotransferase activity
Source: RefSeq, a predicted model, not a curated record